Molecule: messenger RNA, 1382 nt
Organism: Spodoptera litura
Lineage: Eukaryota; Metazoa; Arthropoda; Insecta; Lepidoptera; Noctuidae
Product: glutamine synthetase 2, cytoplasmic
Cellular component (GO): cytoplasm
Molecular function (GO): glutamine synthetase activity
Source: RefSeq, a predicted model, not a curated record
GUUAUGUAAUAUUUAUUUUGUUCAAAAUUGGUUUGUGAAAGUAAUUCAUUGUUUCAUUGCUGGUAUGCCAUAAUAUUUUUCGUUUGGAAUUUCAAAAUUAUGAGUGAACUAUAUUCAGUUCUCAGUUCUCCAAGGUAAAUUUUGAGGAUUGUCUGCAAUUUAUAAGAUAUAACAAUGAAUACCACACCAAUUUUGCUAAAUAAGGCCGCUAUGCGGAAGUAUGAGGAUCUUGAGAUCCCAUGUGAAGCUGUCCUAGCUAGUUACGUGUGGAUCGAUGGAACUGGCAUCAACCUCCGCGCAAAAGACAGGACGUUUGAUUUUGUACCGAAAAUUGUUAAAGAUUUGCCGAUCUGGUACUUUGAUGGUGGUAACACAGAUCAAGCUAAAGAUGAGAAUUCGGACACGUACAUAUUUCCCCAAGUUAUUUAUCAUGAUCCUUUUAGACGAGGAAGUAAUAUAUUGGUGCUGACGGACACCUAUUCGUUCAAUUAUCAACCGACAGGCACAAACUUCAGGAAAGCUUGCUUGAUUUUGUGCGAAAAGGGUGAAGUUGAAGAGCCGUGGUUUGGCUUCAACCAGGAGUUCUUUCUCACUUCAACAGAUGGCAGGCCACUGGGCUGGCCCCCUGGUGGCUUCCCCGCCCCUCCUGGACCAUACUACUGCGCUAUAGGAGCCAACAAAAUCGUAGCUAGAGAACUCAUGGAGGCUUUUUAUAGAUGCUGUCUUUAUGCGGGUGUACAGAUUAACGGUGUAUAUCCAGGAUCAACGCCGUCUCAGUGGAAUUUCCAGGUUGGUCCGAGUCCCGGCAUCAAAUCAGCCGAUGAUCUAUGGAUGGCGAGGUACAUAUUGGCAAGGUUAGCUGAAGAGUAUGGUACCGUUGCCAAUUUUGAGCCACAACCCAUCACUGACUGGCCAGGAAAUGGGACCUUCGUCUAUUUCUCUUCAAAAGACAUGAGAGAAGACGACGGCAUACUGGUUAUCGAGCGUGCGAUUGACAAGAUGGCACGAAGGCAUGGAGCUCACAUCAACGAAUACGAUGCUAACAACGGCGGUGAUAAUGUUCGGCGACUCAAUGGGAAGAAUGGAAUGCCACAUGUUAGAGAUUUUACCGCAGGUGUGGCUAACAGGAGUUGUUCUGUGAGAAUACCUCGUCACGUCUCUGAGGAUAAAAAGGGAUACUUCGAAGAUCGACGUCCCGCGGCCAACGCGGACCCAUACAGAAUCAUAACAAUCCUACUAAAAACUUGCAUUUUCGAUGAGUAAAAUGGUGUAUAAAUAUUAGUGUUUUGUAAUCGUUUAGUCUUUUGGCCGGUCACUCUGUUUUUAAAGAAUAAAUUCCUAUAAAAUUAUUGAUGAUGUGUGUCAGUGUCUUGUAUUCUCUU